GUAUUCUCACAAUUUUUGGCUUUGGUCUUCUCAACACCACGUCCUGGAACCUUGAGCUGAUCAGAAAUACAAAAUAAAGGUUGGUUAUCCAUGUUGUUUCGAAACGCACUCAGUCGCAGCUUUAUUAAGCUGGUUGCUCUUGCUGCCCUCGUCGCGGCGGUAUCGUGCAACCAAGUCUUGACUCCAGGAAUUCGAGCCACCGCAUUGGCAGCGUCAUCAGUCCAGGCAGACGAGGGAACUUUGCUUCUCUUCAAGGAUGAACGAUCACUCGCAGAGGAAGCUGACAAUCAUUCCUCGCAUGCAGAGGAACAUGUCGAUGAGCACGGACAACAUGACGCACAUGAAGGCGAUGCAAACAGCGAUGGUCAUGGAGAUGGCCACAGUGAGCUGAGCGUUCAUGUUACCUACGAAGACAUUUAUGCUAUUCUACUGUUUCUCUUGGUUGCCACGGGGGCUGGAAUUGUCUUCGAGUACCUUGGCAUGCCGGCCCUUGUUGGAGAGAUUUGCACUGGUUUCCUUCUGGGUCCACCUCUUGCUGACUUCGUUCCCUACCCAGAAGCAAUGGUUCUGGUUGGUGAAAUUGGUUUGAUCCUUCUUCUUUUGGAGGCCGGAGUUGAAAUCGACGUGGGUCAACUCAAGCAAACGGGAACUCGAGCAAUCUCCAUUGCUGGAACGGGGAGUCUCCUUCCCCUCCUUGUUGGAUUUGGAAUUGCUACCGCAGCCGGUGAAAGCUGGAAAGGUGCAUUGGCCGUUGGAGCAGCCUUCAGCCCUACAUCUCUAGGAGUUGCCUCCAAGGCUCUUGGAAGUGGAGGGAUGCUGAACACUCCCGUUGGCCAACUCAUUGUAGCUUCCUGUGUUAUUGAUGAUAUCAUCGCUUUGAUUAUUCUGGCCAUGUUCGAAGUCCUCGUGGCGGAAGACCCAGCUAUCUGGGAGUUCUUUAUCCCCAUCAUCUCGGCCGUUGGCUUCCUCAUCGUGCUUGGUGGUGCUGCUGUCUUCAUUUGGCCCAACGUGAUUGAGAACAAGAUUCUUCCUCGCUUCCAAGAGCAGAACAGGGAAAUGGUCAUGUUCUCCAUCAUGUCUGUCCUCCUACUCCUCUAUCUUCCUCUUCUAAACUACACUCGAGCUAGUUACCUCAGUGGCGCCUUCCUCGCUGGCAUGUCCUUUUCGCAGAUCCACUCAGCACACGACAGUUUCAUCAAGAACACGCAUCAGUUGAUGGUGUGGCUCUUGAGGGUAUUCUUUGCAUCUUCGAUCGGUUUCCAGAUUCCAAUCACCAAGUUCAGCGAUCCAGCCGUGAUUGGUUGGGGUUUUGCACUCUACGCCUGUGUAGCCAUGAAGUUUCCUCUUGGCUUGUACGUUCCAAAGUUUGACGAUGUCGAAGAAGGAGCUUCCUUUAACCCAAGCCGGAGAGACUUUUUCGUCACCGGUUUGGCAAUGUCAUGCAGAGGUGAAUUCAGCUUCAUCAUUGCCUCGUUCGGUCUUUCGGCUGGAUUGAUCGGAGAGGACUUCUAUUCCGCCGUAGUCUGGGCCGUACUGAUUUCGUGCGUAACUUCGCCUUUUGUGCUGCUCAAGACCAUAAAAUACUACAAGGGUAAACAGCAGGAAUACAUGGACCAGAUGAAUCCUUUGCUUCACAAAGAGUCGCGAACUGCAGAUGGAAAGAUGCCUUUGCACCUAUACGUACACAUCAACUCUCACGUGCAAUGGGGAAUGCAAGAGAGGUUCCGCGAGAAGCUCCAUGACCUCGGACUGCAGAUCGUUGAACACACCACAACUCAUCAGCGUGGAGUUGACUCGAUGGUCGACACCACGAUCUACGUCAGGGACACGCAGACUGAAGUUGACCUUCCAACUAUUCAAAAGCAGAGAAAAACCUUGCGUGCACUGGUUCAGUCCACCAGGAAGCUCAUUAACUCCCAACGAAACCUUGAUGUAUCGAAUCAUUCAAAAAUCAGAAAUCUCUCUUCUGGAGAUCUCAAGGAAUUGGCCCAAGCUGACCAGAAUGGAAUGGAUGACGAAUCACAACACACCCUGGACGCACUUCGAGGAGAGAAAGAAAUCAUCGAAGCGCGCGAGGAAGAAGUUCGGCUUGCAUUGAGUGAACUCAUCCACCAACAGGACGCUGCUGUUACUGUGGAGGAAUGGAAUCCUUGGGACUGGACAGCAGCCCUGAAAACUCUUGCUGAAAACCACGGCGAGGGAGCUCUCACUCGCCGUCACUUCAUGAACCUAUUCGAUAAGAUUGAUGCAGACGGAGGUGGCACUGUUGACGAAGACGAGCUUUACGAAGCUCUCGUUGCAGCUGGCGUGAAGAUCACAAGGGCUAAUCUGGCUACCAUGAUUGCAAUGGUUGAUGACAACAACGAUGGCGAGGUGGACCGAGAAGAAUGGAAGUCUGCUAUCGACUUCUUCCUCGAGCAACAGGCUGCUGAAAGAACCUUCAGCGGCUUCAUGGGGCCGGCCAUGUCGUCUCGUGGGUUCAUGUCGUCCGCUAGACAGCUUAUGGCACAGGAUAGUUCCUCUCGCCGCUUCUCCUCGCGGUGCUUGACGGUACCUGCGCCUGUCGCUGAAACGUCCCGUGAGCUCGAUCUCGAGGAGACAGCAGAUCUCGAGAUCUCAGACGAUACGUCUGGUAGCUUCGCUGUCGGCAUGGGCAUUGACGACUCUGAAAAUUCCAAAGACGACAAAGAAGACAGCUUCGGUAUGGAAGUUGAGUGCUAGACGAGUACAGUCGUGUACCCGUGGAAAGACGUCC
Molecule: messenger RNA, 2755 nt
Organism: Seminavis robusta
Lineage: Eukaryota; Bacillariophyta; Bacillariophyceae; Naviculales; Naviculaceae
Source: the annotation of a GenBank genome assembly